AUGCGACCUGAGGCGCAGCAUGUUCCCUUUCGGACACCGUAAGUACUCGAAGCUUGGCACGUUAAAAAAAAGGAUCAUGUACAAGGUAGCAGGUGUGGCUGCUGUGCCUGGAACCCUAUGCCUGAUUUCAGGGACUGUGUUUGCUGCCACCAAGGACAAUCCAAAUGUCACCUUAAAUACAGAUGAGCUCUCCCUCUACACUAUACCGCAGCAGAAGUUCCGCUAUGUGGAGCCGGAGAUAGGGCACUUGGAGCAAGGUGUUACCACUCUAAGGAAACUGGCAGAGCCCUACACUACUUGGUGUCAGCAAACAAGCCAUUCAGCAGUGGAACAUGUUCAGGGUGCCAUUGGACAAGUGAAGCCCAAGGUUGAAAGUGCCAUCCAAUUAGGAAAUGAGACUUUCACUUUCCUGCAAAACCCUCCUGCUGAAUUCUACCCCCGGGCUGGGGUCAUUGGUUUUGCUGGUAUCCUUGGACUCUUUCUUGCAAGAGGUUCCAGGGUGAAGAAGCUGAUCUAUCCUACAGGACUGAUGGCUGUGGGCUACACUAUGUAUUACCCCCAGCAAGCCGCAUCAAUCGCCAAGAACACAGGAGACUCGUUGUACGAUUUUGCCCUGCAGGGCUACGUUAACAUAGAGAAGGUGUUCAAGUCAGUGGAGGGGAAGCCAAUGAAAAAAGAGAAAACAGAGGAAAAGAAACCAGAAGAAACCAGAUGAGAAGAGCUGCAGAGGCCAAACCAUGAUCACAGCAGAUACGUUGUGAUACUAGGAUCGUGACAACAAAACAAGAUUAGCAGUCUUCCCAGGUCCUCCCAAUGUAUGCUACCAUAAGUCAUGGUUAGGCUCGCUCCCAUUUGCGACUAAUGACCAGCUUUUGCACUAGCCUUUCUCUCUGGCAUUUACCUAGGAGGGGGCAGGACCUAUCAAAGUUUUAAACUUUAUGUAUUGAAGGUUCAGCUUUGUGAUUUGAAUGUAUUUAUGUAGACCGGAAUAAAAUCUAUAUUGUACGAUC
Molecule: messenger RNA, 1010 nt
Organism: Oncorhynchus gorbuscha (pink salmon)
Lineage: Eukaryota; Metazoa; Chordata; Actinopteri; Salmoniformes; Salmonidae
Gene: apooa
Product: apolipoprotein O, a
Exons: 10
Coding region: 20-715 (231 amino acids)
Biological process (GO): cristae formation
Cellular component (GO): MICOS complex
Source: RefSeq, a predicted model, not a curated record